AUGGCUUAUAAUGGCUCUUACGCAGACCCAAAUGCUGCUGCAGGAGGUGACGCUUAUGCCCAAGCAGAUCCACAAGCUUUGAAAGAAUAUGAAGCUGCAUGGGCUCAGUACUAUGCAUCCUUAGGGCAGACUGUUCCGACUGCUCCCGGUGCUCCACCAGCUCAGGACCAAACUGCAAAUGCAGCACCAGCUGCCCCUGCUCCAACUGAUUAUAGCGGCUAUUACGCUAAUGGUGCCAAUGCACAACAACAUGCACAACAGCCACCUAUCCAAGACCCAAGUAAAGCUCCCCCCAUGGGCGCCAUGGGCGUAGGUCGUGGCGGCGGUCCUGAGACGUUCAGCACUCGAGGUGGCUAUGGUGGCGGACGUGGAGGAUACGAUGGUGGUCGUGGUGGAUAUGAUGGUGGCCGAGGUGGAGGCUAUGGUGGAGGACGUGGUGGAUUUGAUGGCGGCCGUGGUGGAUUCGAUGGAGGCCGAGGCGGAUAUGACGGUGGCCGUGGCGGUUUCGAUGGCGGACGAGGUGGUGGUCGUGGCGGAUUCGAUGGUGGCCGCGGUGGAUUUGAUGGCGGUCGCGGUGGAUUCGAUGGUGGCCGCGGUGGAUUUGAUGGUGGCCGUGGUGGAUUCGAUGGUGGCCGCGGUGGAUUUGAUGGUGGACGUGGAGGCGGUCGUGGUGGUUACGGCGGUGACGGAGGAUUCGAUGGAGGAAGAGGAGGAUUCAGAGGUGGCCGUGGUGGACGUGGCGACUUUGGAGGAAGAGGCGGUGGUGGAUUCGGCGGUGGCCGAGGUGGCGGCGGCGGAUUUGGAGGUGGUGGUGGAGGUGACCGUCGUGGACCAAGUCGCUGGGAUGAUGGCGGUCGAGGAGGAGGCGGUGGCCGAGGAGGAUUCCGUGGCGGGCCGGGAGGUCCCGGUGGAAGAGGAGGUUUUCAAGACCGUGGAGGCCGUGGUGGCUUCGGCGGCGAUAGAGGAGGAGGAGGAGGAGGUGGCGAUUUUGGACGUCAGGAUGAUCGAAUCGAAUUGAAAGAAACUGUAUUCGUUCAGGGAGUACCAGUCACAGCAAAUGAAACAUAUAUAGCCGAUGUGUUCAAUACUGUCGGAGACAUUGCCAAAAAUGACAGGACUGGAGCUCCAAGAAUAAAAAUCUACACUGACCGAGGCACGGGAGAACCAAAAGGAGAAUGCAUGAUCACUUUUGCUUCUGCUGAGAUUGCCCAGCGCUGUAUUGAAAUGUAUAACGGCCAGCCAUUCCCUGGUGGUGAUCGUCCGAUGACAAUUUCAAUCGCUAAAUUCAAACCAAUGGAUCAGUCAGCACGAGGAGGAGGCGCUGGAGGCGGUGGCUUCCGUGGUGGUGGAAGAGGAGGAAGAGGUGGCUUUGAUGGAGGAUUCGGUGGCCGCGGAGGAGGCGGUGGUUUCCGUGGAGAUUCAGGAGGACGUGGUCGAGGUGGUUUCAAUCGCGGCGCAGGUAAUGCUAACAUGGAGCAACGCAGCAAUGAUUGGCCAUGCGAAGCGUGUGGAAACAAUAACUUUGCCUUCCGACAGGCUUGUAAUCAAUGUGGUGCACCAAGAGGCGGAGGCGCAGGUGGAGGAGGUCCCCCAGGUGGCGGAAGCGGUGGUGCAAUGCGAGGCGGUCGGGGAGGAUUUGGAGGAGACAGGCAUAAGCCGUACUGA
Haemonchus placei is the source of this 1665-nucleotide messenger RNA. The record is from the annotation of a GenBank genome assembly. NCBI's taxonomy places the organism in Eukaryota, Metazoa, Nematoda, Chromadorea, Rhabditida, Trichostrongylidae.